AUGGCAGUGGAUCAGAGCCAUACAGUGGACCGCCGUGGGGCCACCAUCCCUCGUGGCGAAAGUCUCUUGAAGAAGUGUUCAGAUGUGGACCUCUCCUUCCCUCAGUCACCACCAGGCUCCAACUUCUUCAAUGGUACAAAGAGGGGGCCGCUGUUUCUCACCUCAUACCGGGUGAUUUUUGUGACUUCACCUUCAUACAAUGAUCCCAUGUUGUCUUUUAUGAUGCCAUUUCAUCUAAUGAGUAACUGCACUGUUGAACAACCAAUCUUUGGUGCAAACUACAUUAAAGGGACAAUUCAGGCAGCUCCAGAUGGUGGCUGGGAAGGAUCAGCUACUUUCAAAAUAGUCUUCAGGAAAGGAGGUGCCAUCGAGUUUGCCCAGCUGAUGGCCAAAGCGGCCUCUGCUGCUGCCCAAGGAGUUCCACUCAGAGUUUCAAGUUUCUGGAUGAGCCCUCUAGGAAUUUUUGUCAUUACUGGGGAGAGGAGCAUGCAUGCCCCACAGGCAGGCCAAGUUGCCUAUGGAGUCCCACCUGCAGGACACGGAGCCCCACCUCCCAGAUAUGAUGUCCUGCCUCCUGGAUAUGGAUCCAGGAUAUAUGGAUCCCCUCCUCCAUAUGCAGCUACCCCUGUGGGCUAUGGAGUCCUGCCUCCUGAAUAUGAAGCCCCUAACAUGGAGUACGGAGCCCCACCUCCCAGUUACGGAGUCCCACCUCCCAGUUACGGAGUCCCGCCUCCCAGUUAUGGAGUCCCACCUCCCAGUUAUGGAGUCCCGCCUCCCAGUUAUGGAGUCCCGCCUCCCAGUUAUGGAGUCCCACCUCCCAGUUAUGGAACAACAGCUGUGGUGUCUGGAUCUCCACCUCCCGGAUAUGAAGUCCAGCCUAUGAGUUACGAGACUCCUCCUUCAGGAUAUGGGUCCGUCCCUUCAAGAUCCAGAGCCCCGACUACAGCACAGGAAGCUCCACCUGCUGGGUCUGAAUCAGGGCAUCCCGUUUCUGUGGCAGUCCAGACUCCUGGAUUCCAGGAAUCUUUUCCCUCUACCUCAUCUUCACAAGCUCAUCCUUCUACAUCUAAGAUGUAAACCCUGAAGUUUCACCAAGCAAAACUGCACACUAGCUUUGAAGUCUAGAAAGAAUAGUUAGGCUUAUGAUCCCAGCCUCAUCCUAGGUAGUUGCUCCCCCACCUCUGAAGUUCAGUCAUAGGACAGAACUAAGCUUUAUCUCCGUGCCUUGAUUUUAGAAGUAGUGUCAACUCUUGAUUAGCUGGAUAAAGGAGUAACACCAGAGGGCUAAUUCCCUAAUGACUUGGUUGACAUUGGAUGCAUUUAAAACAUACCUUGAUGUGAGCUUGCAAAAAGCCUCCUGCCUUUCUCAUCUGCAUUAGAAAACCUUUAUAAUACUCUAUUUGGUAGAUAAUAAGAUCUGCUAAAAUGUCAUGCUAAAUGUUGAGAGCUGGACCUGGUGAUGCAGGCCUAAAACCACAGCUGCCAGAGAGGAUAAGACAGAAGGAUGGCAAGUUUAAGGCUUGCUUGGACUUUAGAGCCAAAGCCAGCCUGGACAGCCUAGUGAGAACCUGUUUCAAAGGCUAUUAAAAGGUCCAGGGAUAGAGCUCAGUUGUAGUAUGCUUGCCUUGUAU
Molecule: messenger RNA, 1631 nt
Organism: Cricetulus griseus (Chinese hamster)
Lineage: Eukaryota; Metazoa; Chordata; Mammalia; Rodentia; Cricetidae
Source: RefSeq, a predicted model, not a curated record